Molecule: messenger RNA, 342 nt
Organism: Lasiosphaeria miniovina
Lineage: Eukaryota; Fungi; Ascomycota; Sordariomycetes; Sordariales; Lasiosphaeriaceae
Product: heterokaryon incompatibility
Exons: 1
Source: RefSeq, a predicted model, not a curated record
CCACGCCUACCUGUGACUGAGGAUGAUGAGAGUAGCGAGUACGUAGCUCUAAGCUAUGCUUGGGGGAAGCACUAUCCCCUAACUACAAAAAGAGCCUCUCUUGCAACGAGACUAGCCGGGAUUCCAAUCAAGGACCUUCCGAAGACAUUCCGAGACGCCGUCGUCCUAGCUCGCUUCCUCGGUAUCCCGUCCCUCUGGAUCGACAGCCUCUGCAUCGUCCAGGACGACCCGCACGACUGGGAGAUCGAGUCUUCCCGGAUGGCAGCCGUCUAUUCUAACGCCGUGUUGACCGUGGCGGCCGACGAGGCCAAAAAAGCGAGGGAAGGGUGUUUAAAACCCCGG